UCUUCCUUAUAAACACUACAUCCAAGCCCUCUCUAACCCCUCCUAAUAGUCUCAAGGCUCCCGAUAAUAAUACCAUCCAUCAAUAAUGGACGAAGACAACUCUCUAUUCCCUUCAGACACAGAUCUCGACUUCAGCUUCAACAGCUCCACCACCACCACCACAACAACCACCACCUCCUCCUCCGCCCGCACCAGCUUAGCUCGUUCGAGCCUCACUCUCAGCUUCAACGAGUCUCACCUCUCAACCACAACCCUCCUCCCCCACCCUCACCACACCUCAGACCCACAUUGGUCCGCCAUCAAAACCAUCACCAACCUCUCCUCCGACCACAAGCUCCACCUCAAACACCUCAAACUCCUCAGCCACCUCGGCACGGGAAACCUCGGACGCGUCUUCCUCUGCAGCCUUAAACACUUCGAACACCUCAAGUUCGCUCUCAAAGUCAUCGACAAGGACUUCUUAACCCCCAAAAAGCUCUCGCAAGUCCAAAUCGAAUCCCACAUUCUCUCCCUCCUCGACCACCCUUUCCUCCCUACUCUCUAUUCCCACUUCGACGUCUCUCACUACACUUGUUUCCUCAUCGAUUACUGUCCCAACGGCGACCUCCACUCUUUCCUACGUAGACAAACCCAUUACCGGCUACCGCUCCAGUCGGUCAAGUUCUUCGCCGCCGAAAUCCUUAUCGCUUUGGAAUAUUUGCACGCGCUCGGAAUCGUGUACCGCGAUCUGAAACCGGAGAACGUUUUGCUACGCGAAGAUGGCCACGUCAUGCUCUCUGACUUUGACCUUUGCUUCAGAGCCCACGUGGCACCCACUUUCGACGAGUCCGAGUUUGUCGCCGAGCCAACGACGGCGUUUUCGAAGUCGUGUGUUGGGACGCACGAGUACUUGGCGCCCGAGUUAGUCUCCGGUUACGGUCACGGUAACGGGGUAGACUGGUGGGCUUUCGGUAUUUUCGUCUACGAGUUGUUGUACGGAACGACGCCGUUUAAGGGAAGGAACAAGGAGAGCACUCUGCGUAACAUAGCUUCGUCGAAUAAGGAAGUGAGGUUCUUCCACGUGGCGGAUAGAGAAAACGAGGAAGGGAUUGAGGAGGCGAGGGAUUUGAUAGAGAGACUGUUGGUGAAGGAUCCUAGAAGAAGGCUCGGGUGUACCAAAGGUGCCACUGAGAUUAAACGACACCCGUUUUUCGAUGGGAUUAAGUGGUCGUUGAUCAGAAACUAUAGGGCACCACUGCCACAUCAGCAGGUGGUGAGGAAAGGAAAGUCACCGCACGUGACGCAUGUGAAGAGGCAAGGUGGGUUGUGGCGGUGGUGUAAGAGAUUUGGGUGCUUGUUGAAAAAUAAUAGUAAGAGUAAAAUUAAUAGUAAUAGUAAAAGGAAUUAUUACUACAAUUACGUAGAUAGUAAAAGUUAUAGUAAGGUUAGGAAAUGUUCGUAGAUUUAUUAAGGCCUUUUUUUUUUUUUUUUUUUUUUUUUUUUUAUGUUUGA
Messenger RNA from Quercus lobata, 1491 nucleotides. Its product is annotated as serine/threonine-protein kinase WAG2-like. The record is from RefSeq and is a predicted model, not a curated record. The transcript has a single exon. Gene Ontology annotation, biological process: protein phosphorylation. NCBI's taxonomy places the organism in Eukaryota, Viridiplantae, Streptophyta, Magnoliopsida, Fagales, Fagaceae. Bases 86 to 1441 code for a protein of 451 amino acids. Gene Ontology annotation, molecular function: protein kinase activity; ATP binding.